This is a messenger RNA of Pelagomonas calceolata, 2004 nucleotides long. Lineage: Eukaryota; Pelagophyceae; Pelagomonadales; Pelagomonadaceae. The record is from the annotation of a GenBank genome assembly.
AACCGGGAGCAAAGCACACCUGUACGCGCGCCGCGUGCCUUGCUGACGCUCGAGAAGCACUCGCAGCGCCCGCCUCCCCAGCGCUGCGAUCACUACUACACCCGGCAGCACUCGCCCUGCGAGCAAAAAUUACUGUAAAGGAUGAUGCGCUCGGGAGGACGCCGAGGCAACUUCCGCGGCACCGUCGAGUCGCCGUUCCUGCGGCAUCGCUUCACCGACGCGCGCCAGGACAACUUGCUACCUUCAUUAAGGGAGGCCGCCGCGGCGCUGUGCCGCAACGCCGACCGCGAGACGCUCGUGGAGGUCGUGAAGCUCCUCGAGGGCGCGGACCCGCGCAACAAGCUGGCGCGGCGCGCCGCGCUCCAGUUGAUGGGCGACGAGCCGCGGACGCCGGCGCCCGCGCCGCUCAUGCCGCCGCCGCCGCCGCGGAACCAGCAGCUCGCCAAUCGCGAGACGCAGGCCCUGGCCUCCAUGCCGCCGCCGCCGCCGCCCUCUUCGCAAACUUCGCCGACGCGCUCCUCGCUCACGUCCUUUCUAGGCGAGGCGGCGUCGAACGCGGCUUCUAGCAUAAGCGAGGCCGCGACGUCGUUGUUGCGCACGCCGUCCGUCGAGGCGCGCCAGGUGCGGACGGCGAGCGAGGACCAACAAAAUGAUAGGGAGACGCGCGUAAGGCGCCGCGUCGACGAGUUUAUUAAGAGAGAGGGCGACUCGCUCAAGCGCAGCGCCUCGACGCCGUCGCUGUCGCAGCGCGACAUCACCGAAAGUGCGGACUCCUCGCCGAAGUCGCCGCCGCGGCCCGUGCUGUCGGCGUCGUGCGCCAUGCUCCAGCAGCUGAACAUCACGGCGUCGCAAGCGCGCGUCAAGCUCGGCCUCGACUUAGGUGGCUCUCUGACAAAACUCGUCAUCGCGACGCCGCUCGAGGACACGGACACGCCGACGACGCCGCGGACGAACAAGCCUCAUUUAAGAGUCGCGUGCGACGUGAAUGGGGUGCGGACCCGGUUGCAAUUCGUCUCGGCGGCCACCGAUGAGUUGGAAGAAGUGCUGGCGGCCCUAGGAUGCUCCGACAACGAGGACGAGGACGAGGAGCGCCGGUCGUUUAACCGGGCAUCUAGAAGGAUCGUCGCGGCCGGCGGCGGCGCCCAUAAACUCAGGAGGACCUUCCGGUCAGCUUUAGGUAUUGAGUUCAAAGCGUUUCCCGAGAUGCAAAGUGUUGUAGACGGUUUAUUAUUACUACAUGAAUUGAAUGUGCCGGACGAGGUCUACACGGCGUCGGGCGGCGAGGCCCACGAGAUCGACAUCGGGCAGCGGUUCGGCGAGCCGGCUCAGUGGCCGCAGCCUUUGCUACCUCUGCUAUUAGUGAACGUCGGCAGCGGCGUCUCGUGUUUGGUGGUGAACAAGGAGGGCUACACGCGCGUCGGCGGCACGGCGCUGGGCGGGGCGUCGUUCCUGGGUCUCGCGCGGGCGCUGACCUCUGCCACGACUUAUAGGGAAGCCUUAGCAUUGGCAGCUAGAGGCGACUCGUCCGAGGUCGACACGUUGGUCGAGGACAUCUACGGGAGCACGGGCUGCGUCGACCUGGGCCUGCCGCCGUCGUUGACGGCGGCGUCGUUCGGCAAGCUCGCGCGGCAGGGCAACCGGUCGGCGCGCGACGAGGACGUCUGCCGCGCGCUGCUGGAGAUGGUGGCGCAGUCGUGCUGCGUGCUGGCGCGGGCGCACGCGGCGCAGUGGCGGUGCCAGGAGCGCGUCUUCUUCGCGGGCGGUUUUUUGGAUGAGAAUCCUCUCGCGCGCGCGACGAUCGCCAACUCCCUCAAGUCGCUCGGGAGUCCUGCGCACUUUCUGCGCCACUCUGAUUUUUUGGGAGCGCUCGGCGCGACGGCGCACGCGCUCGACCACGACCACUCGAUGAAGCUCGAGAUGAAGCCAGGGAUGUGGGCGCCGGGGCACUCACCCCCGCCGCGGCGGCGCCAGUUGUCAUCGGCGGCGGACGUCGACGUCCCAUAA